Loxodonta africana (African savanna elephant) is the source of this 5663-nucleotide messenger RNA. RefSeq names its product protein phosphatase 1 regulatory subunit 13 like (gene PPP1R13L). Lineage: Eukaryota; Metazoa; Chordata; Mammalia; Proboscidea; Elephantidae. Gene Ontology annotation, biological process: positive regulation of cell differentiation; regulation of transcription by RNA polymerase II. The coding region runs from base 1223 to 3751 and encodes 842 amino acids. Gene Ontology annotation, molecular function: transcription factor binding. The transcript is spliced from 13 exons. The record is from RefSeq and is a predicted model, not a curated record.
GUGGAGCCUGGGAUCCGGGGCGGAGCCUCCAUACCUGGGAGCCUGACACGCGUGGGGCCGUGCGGUUGAGAGGCGGGGCUUGCGGAUCAAAUGAGACCCUUAGAUGCCCCCGAGGAUUUAGUCUCGAGCGUGGGGACAUUCUCGACGGCUUUGGGAAGGGUGUAGAAACCCUGACCAGCGCCCUCUACCUGUCCCGGGUCCCGUGUAAACAGCGCCAUGUGCACGUGGGUUUGGGGCAGCCGCUCACGCCCCUUCCCACGGGGACCGCGUCGCCCGGAGCGGCGGGCGGAGCCGCGGGACGGUGGCUAAACAGGGUGACCCGACUGCAUUCCUGGCCGGUGUGUCAGCGUCGCUCCCCGCCCCCUCUGCUGAGAUUUCGGAUCCUACUUUAGAAUUGGGGCGCCCCCCUCCUCCCCAGGGCGGGAACAGACUCCCAGAGCGCAGGGAGGGUCAGAGGACGGGAAGGCGCUUCCUUCGCCCGGAAUCUCCAGACAGUUCCCGCGCGUGGGCGAAACACCGGGGAGCUGCCCAUGGGGGCUCUGGGACUACAACUCCCAGAGGACCUGAGGCGGGCGUGCCUUACGUCCGUCGCGGACACUGCUGGGAAUUGUAGUCCCAGCUUCCCACUCUGGGCGCCGUUGCUGUGCUAUCCAACCCGCCCUUUUUUUUACCGACGCGGAGAUUGAGACCCAGAGGCCUAAAGGAAUACUGAUUUAGCAGGCCCCCUUUCUCGCCUUAGAGGCGGGGCACGUGAGCCUCCCUCAGCUUUCAACCUUUUUUCUACUCCUUUGGUGGCGUCCAGACCUUCACUCAGGAGAAUGAAACUGAGACCGGUUUAGGGAUGGGACAGGGGCUCGGGAGUCUUAACUCCUGCAGCCACAGGGAAGUAGGACUCAGCCCUCCGCUCCUGUCUCUCCCUGGCCAGGUCGCUCUCGGCCUCUCGGCCUCGCCCUUCCUAUCUGUGAAAUGGACUCCAGCUGAAUCCAAAUGGAAACGUUUCAGUUUGUGACCUGUCCCUCCGGGACUACAAGUCCCAAGGUGCUCGAGGGGACCCCAGCUCCCACUCCCCUCCCUGACCCGCCUCCCUCCAGCCUGAGUCACGUCGUCUAACCUGUUCCCGACUCCCGCCCCGCCCCGUCCUCCGCUCCCCGCAGCCGGAGCCGGAGGAAGUCCCCCGGUGCCAGGAUCUGCCCCGGAUCCGCGUCCCGCUCCGGCCGGCACCAUGGACAGCGAGGCGUUCCAGAGCGCACGGAACCUUCUGGACCUGAACUUCCAGUCGCUGGCCAUGAAGCACAUGGACUUGAAGCAGAUGGAGCUGGACACCGCUGCGGCCAAGGUAGACGAACUGACCAAGCAGCUGGAGUCGCUGUGGUCAGACUCACAGGCACCUCCUGGCCCCCAGACUGGAGCCCCUUCUAGGCAGUCCCGGUACAGCUCCAGCCCGGUCCCCGAGCCCUUUGGCAGCCGCGGGUCCCCCAGGAAGGCGGCCACCGACGGUGGAGACACCUCAUUCGGACGCUCCGAGAGUGCCCCGGCCCUGCUGCCCUACAGCCAGCUGUCCCCCAAGGGCCGGCCGUCGUCGCCGCGCACCCAAAUCUACCUGCAGCCGGAAGCCUAUGGCACCUUGGACCGCGCGCCCUCGCCCCGGCAGCGCGCCUUCGAGGGCACAGGCGGUUCCCUGGGUCGCGCGCCCUCCCCGCGGCCCAGUCCGGGCCCGUUGCGCCAGCAGGGUCCCCCCACGCCCUUCGAUUUCCUGGGCCGCGCCGGCUCCCCGCGUGGCAGCCCUCUGGCGGAGGGGCCCCAGGCGUUCUUCCCUGAGCGCGGGCCAUCACCGCGCCCCCCUGCCACUGCCUACGACACACAGGCGGCGUUCGGGAGCCCCCUGCUGGGCACCGGUGGCAGCGCCUUCGCUCCGCCUUUGCGAGCUCAAGACGACCUGACGCUGCGCCGGCGGCCCCCCAAAGCCUGGAACGAGUCCAACCUGGACGUGGCGUAUGAGAAGAAGCCUUCGCAGACCGCCAGCUAUGAACGCUUGGACGUCUUCGCCCGGCCCGCCUCACCCAGCCUGCAGCUGUUGCCCUGGAGAGAGAGCAGCCUGGAUGGGUUGGGGACCACUAGCAAGGACAAUCUCACCAGCGCCACCCUGCCCCGGAAUUACAAAGUGUCCCCUUUGGCCAACGACAGGCGUUCGGAUGUGGGCAGCUACCGCCGCUCUCUGGGCUCCUCGGGGUCUGCAGGCACUUUGCCCCGAAGCUGGCAGCCCGUCAGCCGCAUCCCUAUGCCCCCUUCUAGCCCCCAACCCCGCAGUGCUCCCCGCCACCGCCCCAUCCCCCUCAGCAUGAUAUUCAAGCUGCAGAAUGCCUUCUGGGAGCAUGGGGCCAGCAGGGCCACGCUUCCUGGCUCCCCCAUGUUCAACCGGGCCCUCCUGCCUAAGCUGCCCCCCCAGUCCCAGCCUCCCCCUCAGCCCCAGUGUCCCCCCCAGUCCCAACCACAGCCACAGCCCCAACUGCAGCUCCAGCCUCAACCACAGCCUCAGCACCAGCCACAAUCUCAGCCUCAGCCCCAACCCCCUGCCCCAGUCCCCCAAAUCCCACAACAGACCUGGCCCCCUGUGAGUGAAGGCUUCCCCAAGCCCUCUGGCGAGCUGGAGCCUGAGCCGGAGCUGGAGGGGCUCCUGACGCCGGUGCUGGAGGCUGGCGAUGUGGAUGAAGGCACCCUAACACGGCCCCUCAGCCCUACGCGGCUGCAGCCAGCACUGCCACCCGAGGCGCAGUCGGUGCCUGAGCUGGAGGAGGUGGCUCGGGUGCUGGCAGAGAUCCCACGGCCCCUCAAACGUAGGGGUUCCAUGGAACAGAGCCCCGCCGUGGCCCUGCCCCCGACCCACAAGAAGCAGUACCAGCAGAUCAUUAGCCGUCUUUUCCAUCGUCAGGGGCCAGGGCCUGGGGGGCCGGAGCCUGAGCUGUCUGCCAUCAUUGAGGGAUCUGAGGCCAGGGCAGGGCCCCCAGCCCCUGCCCUACCAGCUUCCAUCCCACCCCCAGCCCCACCCCAGAGCAGCCCACCAGAGCAGCCACAGAACAUGGAGAUGCGCUCGGUGCUGCGGAAGGCGGGCUCCCCUCGCAAGGCCCGCCGCGCGCGCCUCAACCCACUGGUGCUGCUGCUGGACGCGGCGCUGACAGGGGAGCUGGACAUAGUGCAGCAGGCGGUGAAGGAGAUGAACGACCCGAGCCAGCCCAAUGAGGAGGGCAUCACGGCCCUGCACAAUGCCAUCUGCGGCGCCAACUACCCCAUCGUGGACUUCCUCAUUGCCGCGGGCGCCAACGUCAACUCUCCAGACAGCCAUGGGUGGACACCAUUGCACUGCGCAGCGUCGUGCAACGACACAGCCAUCUGCACGGCGCUGGUGCAGCACGGCGCAGCCAUCUUCGCCACCACGCUCAGUGACGGCGCCACCGCUAUCGAGAAGUGCGACCCCUACCGUGAGGGCUACACCGACUGCGCCACGUACCUGGCAGACGUGGAGCAGAGCAUGGGACUGAUGCACAACGGAACGGUGUACGCACUCUGGGACUACAGCGCGGAAUUCGGAGACGAGCUGUCCUUCCGCGAGGGCGACUCGGUCACCGUGCUGCGGAAGGACGGGCCGGAGGAGAACGACUGGUGGUGGGCCACACUGCACGGCCAGGAGGGCUACGUGCCCCGUAACUACUUUGGGCUCUUCCCCAGGGUGAAGUCUCAGAGGAAUAAGGUCUAGCGGGAGAGAAGUACAUUUUUCCAAGGGACACUGGAGGAAGUAGCCCUGCCUUCGCUCCUGACCUCCCCCUCCACUACUGCUGCAGCUCUACGCCCCCCAGCCCAGUAGGGGGCGCAGUCCUCGCCACCAGUUCUCUGCUCUCCUGGAAGCCCAGGGGGGAUGUGGGAGAACUCAGCCUUAAGUUUAGGGAUCUGCCUUAGCUACGGGAGGUCGAGGCGGGGCUAGGAAUCGCCCAGGGGCUCAGGAGAACCCCCAUUUGCCAAAUCAGGCCCCGUCCAAAGUGCCUCUCACUCUUGCUGCCACUGCUCCUCAAAGCAAGCCACCUCACAAUUUCAGCUGAGCCUGGCAUGGGCCAUUGCCGCUCCAUUUCCCUGGGAGUCACCUCCGGCCCCACCUCUUCCAGCAGCUUUGGAGACUGAAUGAGACCCACUGGCCUCCCGUAGGAUUCUGCCUCACCUCCCCCUAGUUAAGUGCCUUCACACAGCUCUGGUUUAAUGUUUAUAACAAAAUGGGAAACUUUUUCUUUAUAAAUAAAGGUAGUUUGCACAGAAAUUGGCUUCCUUCUCUUUUAAUUUUGUUCUGAUUCCAUAAACGGUCAUUUUUAUUAUUUUUGGCAAACCAAUCUAAAAUUACCCCUUUCUAAGUGAGUUCUGUCACAUAUGUCCAAUCCUUACUCCUGGUGGCGUAGUGGGUAAGUGCUAUGGCUGCUAACCAAAGGGUCGGCAGUUUGAAUCCACCAGGCGCUCCUUGGAAACUCUGUGGGGCAAUUCUACUCUGUGCUAUAGGGUCGCUAUGAGUCGGAAUCGACUCGACUGCACAGGGUUACUCUUCAGCCAUCCCCAGUGUCUUGACCUUUUUUCAUGCUUUGGGUUCUUUUUUUUUUUAUGUCUCUAAGCAUUUUUUAAAGCCUAGUUAUUUUUUAUUAUGUGUCUGAUAAUUCUAUCUGAAAUUUAGAGGUGUCUAAUCCUAUGGUCUGUGUGUCUGCUAAUGCUCACUCAUGAUGGAUUGUUUCCUUGUGUGUUUUGAAGUGUUGGACUGUGUGCUCAUCUUCAGGAGGGCUUUCUCCACAGGAUAUCCAUGCGAACUUGUUGAAGAUGGGGCCCUGCACAGUGAUUUUUCCUUUGCUUCUGCUCCACUUUCAUCUUCUAUUUCAUAAACCUUUCUUGGGAUGGAAACUCAGGUGGCGUAGUGGUUAAGUGCUAUGGCUGCUAACCAAGAGGCUGGCGGUUUGAAUCUGCCAGGCACUUCUUGGAAACUCUAUGGGGCAGUUCUAUUUUGCCCUAUAGGGUCGCUAUGAGUCGGAAUCCACUCGACAGCAGUGGGUUUUUUCUUUGAAUAUCUUUGACAAUUCACAAGUCCGCAUCUCUUUUGUAUAUUUUUUGAUAAAUUGUAAAGCUGCAGCAUUGUCGUUGUCUAGACUUGCGAUGUCCAAUAUGAUAGUCACCAGCCUCUGUGGCUAUUUGAAUUAAUUGAAAUUAAACAAAAUGAAAAAAUCUGUUCCUCAGUCCCCUAGUGACAGUUCAAGUGCUCAAUAACCACAUGGCUACUGUGGUUGGACUGUGAAGAUAAAGAAAUUUCCAUCCUCUCAGAAAGUUCUACCGGAUACUGCUGAAUUAGAACAUUUCCUGAAUCCAGAAUCUCCAUUGUGCCCAUUUCCUGUUGAAACACGCCCCGCCACCACCACAGAAAAAAAUUCUAACUUCUAUAAUUAUCAGUUAGUUUUCAUGAAUACACUUUAAAAACAAAAAAUAGUAAAAAAAAAAAAAAAAAGUAGAAGGGAAUAAUAUUAAAAAAAACGUACAGCGUAUCUAUUGCCACCAUCCCUGCUCCCCGAUCUGUUCCACAGAGGCCAUCUUUUUCAACUGCUUCAGCUGUUUCUUCUGCUAUUUGCUUCCUUGUUUCUAAAUAAUAU